AUGGCAACUUUGCUCCUUCUCCUGCUCCACGACCUGCAUGCCAUCGCUUACAUCGCAUUUGUCAAUGUUAUGGCGAAAACGUCUGGCUGGGAUCCCGUCUUGCUGAUUUCUCAGAUCGUGUCCAUGCAAUCGCUUCACUACCUUACCCUAGCCGUCCUCGUGCCGCCACUGCUCACAAUAUUUGCAGAACCCAGCGCGCUGGAAUACGAUGGAGGCGCCGCUAAUGUUGGGAUGGUAAUGGAUUGGCGGGAGAUGGCGGGAAGACUCACUGCUCGCACCGGGGAUGAUCCUUGGAGCACUUGGAACGCCGUCUGGAGCGGCGGCAAGCAACUAGGGUCUACCAUUCCGCACAUGGAUGACUGGGACGGCCGAAUAGACCCAGCACGAGGUUGGAUCAUCGCUGUCUGCUGGUUGGUUGCGUCGGCAGUGGACGUCUACUAUCUAUACGCGCUGAUAAGGCGGCCCCGUCUGAUUCUGGACUUCUCCUUAACCCUCAUUUUCAACCAUCUGGUCCUGACGACGUAUUACUCGAAGUCACUCCCCACAUCAUUAUUCUUCUGGGCGAUCAUGUUCAGCAGUGCUGCUCUCAUGGUCAUUACCGCAGAACAGCUUUGUGUGAAGCGGGAGAUGGCGGAGGGCCUGGCGGUUGCCCCAUCGAACGAGGGAGAAGAGUUGGAGAUGGGUGACCUACUAAGACGAGAUUAA
This is a messenger RNA of Sparassis crispa, 705 nucleotides long. RefSeq lists its product as hypothetical. NCBI's taxonomy places the organism in Eukaryota, Fungi, Basidiomycota, Agaricomycetes, Polyporales, Sparassidaceae. The coding region runs from base 1 to 705 and encodes 234 amino acids. The record is from RefSeq and is a predicted model, not a curated record. Gene Ontology annotation, cellular component: Golgi membrane; trans-Golgi network. Gene Ontology annotation, biological process: Golgi to endosome transport; Golgi to plasma membrane protein transport; protein localization to Golgi apparatus. The transcript has 4 exons.